AUUAGUAAAAGCACAAACUGACCAACUAGCCAGGUAACAGGAUCCUUUAGAAGAACCCAGUGCUCUGAACUGCUGAGCAUCUCUCCAGCACUUUUCAGAACAAUCUGAGAGCAGGCUGCAUACACUGUACCUCCUUGAUGCUUUACUUUCUAGAGUAUACCUUUAAGAACAAGGAGUUUUGGAGUCUUGGCUCCAAUAUGACCAAAAAAAGGAAAAACAAUAGUCGUGCCAAAAAAGGCCUGGGCCAUGUGCAGCCAAUUCGCUGCACGAACUGUGCCCAGUGUGUGCCCAAGUUCAUCAUUCGGAACAUCAUAGAAGCCGCUGCAGUCAGGGACAUAUCUGAAGCAAGUGUCUUCGACGCUUACGUGCUUCCCAAGCUCUUUGUCAAGCUGCACUACUGCGUGAGCUGUGCCAUUCACAGCAAGGUCACCAGGAAUCCAUCUCGUGAGGACCGAACACCCCCACCACGAUUCAGACCUGCUGGCACUGCACCACGACCUCCACCAAAGCCCAUGUGAAGAGGAGAUUUCAUGAAGACAGAAAGAAAAAUACUUUGGAAAAAUAAAAAGGAAGUUAUACUUAAAAAAAAAAAAAGAACAAGGAGUUUCUUAGACACCAGUUAUCAACUUUACGAAAUUUAAUAUUUACCUUUCAACAAUUAUCUUUUAACCCAAUUAAACAUUAACUUUUACUAAUCUACUAUGCAUAUUCCUGCUUGUGAGCCACCCUCAAAAGUUUUCAUUAUAGCUAUUUCCCUCGACUGAGAGUCAGAGUUUAAUCUAGGAUCACGUUAUAUUUAAGAUCACAUCUCUAUUAUAGUUUUUCCCCAACCCUGUUGUUACAGGAUUCUUUUUAUUCUUUUCUUUUUUUCGGAGCUGGGGACUGAA
This is a messenger RNA of Rattus norvegicus (Norway rat), 887 nucleotides long. Lineage: Eukaryota; Metazoa; Chordata; Mammalia; Rodentia; Muridae. The record is from RefSeq and is a predicted model, not a curated record.